Sander lucioperca (pikeperch) is the source of this 1714-nucleotide messenger RNA. RefSeq names its product claudin-18-like. Gene Ontology annotation, cellular component: plasma membrane; bicellular tight junction. The coding region runs from base 325 to 1104 and encodes 259 amino acids. NCBI's taxonomy places the organism in Eukaryota, Metazoa, Chordata, Actinopteri, Perciformes, Percidae. The transcript is spliced from 5 exons. Gene Ontology annotation, molecular function: structural molecule activity. The record is from RefSeq and is a predicted model, not a curated record. Gene Ontology annotation, biological process: cell adhesion; bicellular tight junction assembly.
UUUUCACAAACGCAAUUUGCAUUAAAAAAAAAACAUGAUUCAAGUAAUAAUUAGCAAUUAAAGAACCACAUCAUGUUCAGUCUUUACUGACCAGAAAUACUAAGCAACAUUAAUCUUCACUAAUACGCUCCACCCAACUUCUUCUGUACAUGACUGGGCUGUGUGCAAACAAACAGGGUCAUUGGUGAAGUCCUUUUUGACUUCAGACCUGCCAAUAUCAAAUUCAAACACACAGCCGCACUGCUGAGGAGAGGCUGAUAGCUUUUGAAUCUUGAAUUUUUUGUCUUUUUUUCUGUCCCCAGCCAGCAGAGAAAAGACAGCAGCAUGGCAGCCACUCUCUGUCAAGUAAUGGGCUUGCUUUUGAGUUUGUUAGGGGUGGCAGGAAUAAUCGCAGCGACGGGGAUGGACCAGUGGGCAACCGAAGACCUCUUUGAUAACCCUGUGACGGCCAUUUUCUCCUACUCAGGCCUGUGGAAUUCAUGCGUCCGCCAGAGCUCCGGCUUCACAGAGUGCCGACCGUAUUUCACCAUUCUGGGACUGCCAGCUCUGCUCCAAGCAGUGCGGGCCCUGAUGAUUGUUGGUAUUGUUCUCGGAGCCAUCGGCUGCCUGAUCGGCAUCUUUUCAAUGAAGUGCUUGAAAAUGGGGAACAUGGAGGACAACAUCAAAGCCACAAUGACUCUGACUUCUGGAAUCAUGUUUCUUCUUGCAGGUGUGUGUGGCAUUGCUGGGGUGUCGGCCUUUGCUAACUUGAUUGUGCAAAGUUUUCGGUUCACAACCUUCGCCGAUGGUGGGUUCAGCUCGUUUGGAGGAGCGGGUAUUGGUGGACUCUCAGGAAAUCUGACUCCAAGGUACACUUUUGGCCCUGCUCUUUUCGUGGGCUGGAUCGGCGGAGCUAUCUUGGUCGUUGGAGGCGUCAUGAUGUGUCUGGCCUGCCGUGGAAUGACUCCAGAUAGAAACACAGCGUACGACGGGAUGGCCUACAAAGCUGCUUCUCACCACACUAUCUACAAGUCGGACACCAGACCCCGUCCAGCCAUCAAUGACUCCUACAAGGCUCAGAGUAUGGAGGGAAGGCAGUCCAACCAGAGAUUUGACUACGUGUAGAAUCAUUUCACUCCUAUAGAUACCUCUCUUUUAUAUUCUGCUGCUCUGUGAUGAUGUUUUUCCCUUGUCUUUGUCCCUUGUUUUCUUAUUUCUCUCUACUAUAAUUUGGCUGAACUGCAGAACAUUUAAGGUAUUUUUUUAUUGUGUUUUUAAUAACAUCAUAUAAUCCUGUCACAUGCUGUUUUGUGAUUUGUUUUGUGACAUUUUUGACACAUGUGACACAAAAUAAAGAUCAUGACAGACUAAUUGCAAACCUGGAGCCGUUUGUGCUAGCUUUUUGUACUGUAGGUUUAAAUGUAGCCAAGUGUUAACUAAGUGGAGAUUUAUACAUCACAAAAUUAACAAGAUUCCCACCACACAAACUAUUUCUCAUCUAGAGAUUAGUUGUUACUAAAUAUUAGGCCCAGUAACUGCCAGGUGUGGCUGUUGCGUAGCUAACUGAACCAACAACUAAAUGAACGUUAGCUUGCUAAUAUAGCACCCAUUUAAGUGGAAAAGUGGUAAUACAAAUAAUAUGGUCAAUACAUCCUACCUGCAUUUGAUCAAAAUGCUAUUUAAUAAUGAUGUAAACUUUUGUGAAAAUACAUUUUACAAAAAUGAACCCAACAUA